Messenger RNA from Tigriopus californicus, 2076 nucleotides. RefSeq lists its product as uncharacterized. Bases 693 to 1907 code for a protein of 404 amino acids. Lineage: Eukaryota; Metazoa; Arthropoda; Copepoda; Harpacticoida; Harpacticidae. The transcript has 11 exons. The record is from RefSeq and is a predicted model, not a curated record.
AAACAGAUACAAUUGGGCAGUGGAGGGUGAUUCAAUACGUACUACUGGGUUAUUGCAGAGAAGGCGAUGCUCCCGUUUGAACAACUCUUUUGUUGGCUUUUCUUGUGAUCUUGCACUUGGUGCCGGACAAAAGUGGAGUCUUGAAUAGUAUUAAGUUAAGGUUUUUGGUGAAAGAUAACGAACGAGCGAUUAGAGGGCGUCCCUUUGUUUUGGAUGAUCCGAUUCAUAAUCGUUUUGUAAUCGUUGGUAAUUGAGGUUCAUUCUGGGAAACGAGCAGCAGAGGAUUCUCCACUUUUUUCCACCUCCUCGGGCUCCAAUUUGCAGUUGGCUGACUUCGCAAAACCAUCAAGAUAUUUGGAAAAUCUCAGCACAUCUGGUGACUGGUGGAAGAGAGAGUCGUUUUAGAGGCAGACGACGAUCUCACCACAAGACUACAUCCAACGUCUAAAUGUGCUUCUCUCACAAAGGUUUCUAAAUUUCACUAAACCGGCCCAUGCGAUCACGCAACUACUACCUCUUCAGUUAUCAUCAGUGCCGCUGAAAUGAAUCAUUAAUCACAUCUGAACACUGUUCACUCCCAUGGUGCUAACAUGUGUUGGUUCCUAUAAUUGUGAUUCCCUGGCCAAUCAUUUCCCAAACCGGGAAAUUGGGCGAGAGUUCUCAGUCGGGAAAUAUCUGGUCUAAGAAUCGCCAUGAGGACUUCAACGAUGGAAACGAUGGUACCUUUGGUGAUGCUUUUGGUGUCCCUCCAUUUCGUCAAAUUCUCCGAUGGUCGCAACAACCACGUGCAAAGGGACGGAAAACUGCUGUCCUUGUUCCAAAUAGUCACUUUUCCCAAUGAGCCUUGCAUCGGGAAUGCGGGCAAAAACGGGACUUGCUACACGACGGAGGAGUGCACUGCCAAAGGAGGGAGCGCCGCUGGAACUUGCGCUCAGGGCUACGGAGUCUGCUGCUCAUUCACUGUCAAUUGCGGAGGGACCCGCUCGGAGAAUUGCACCUAUUUUGAAUCCUCCGGCAACGAGGCUGGCUCCUGUUUGGCCACGAUUUGUCCUUGCAGCGAUAACAUUUGCCAAUUGAGGCUGGACUUUGACCAAUUUAUCAUAUCCGGGCCUUCAACUUUGACUGAAUCCCUCAUCGCGACCAAAUUUGGCCAAUCAGUUUUGGCCGGCCAAGCCAGUUCUCUGGCUGGCGCUUGUUUAACCGAUUCGUUUUCUGUGUCCAGUCCAUCAGGAUGUGCACCACCCUCGAUUUGUGGCACGAAUAGUGGAGAGCACAUGUAUGUGGACGCCUCGGAAGCUUGCAAUGACCUAAGAUUUGUCCUCGGAAACCAAGGCGUUGGAACUGGUAUUGCCAAUCGGCAAUGGAGUGUCAAGGUGACCCAAUAUGCCUGUGAUUUCAAGAAUUUGGCUCCAGAGGGAUGCACGCAAUAUCACUUUGGUGCUUCAACGGACAUCAUCCAAACUUACAACUUUGCUGGCGGACGACACUUGGCAGAUCAAAACCAGAAUAUUUGCAUCCGACGAGAGCGCGGCAAUUGCAAGAUUUGUUUCACCGCUAUUGAAGCCAUUGACGUGGCAGUUAGUGGCGUAUUGGCCGACAUGGGUUUCAAUAAUGACGAUAAGAAAUGUUGUGGAUACAGCCCAGCCGGUUUGGCAGAUCAAGGUUUUGACUGCAUUAUCAUUCCGGGUUUGAUGAAAAGUGCCGCUCCGAAUGAACGCUUGGGAGACUCGAUGUGCGGACAUAACGCAGGACUCGUUGAUGUUCCUGUUGGGGCCGAUUCCGUCACUGUUUGUUCCACACGCCAACCCUUCAAUGUACGUUUCCGUAGCGACACCUUUGAAACUAUGGGCGAACUUGGCAUCUUGGGAUUCCGUCUAGUUUACACCCAGAACUCAAAUGGAUGCUAACUAAACCAGAACAAGGCCUUUGUUCUUUCCUUUCACUUACUAGAGGACAUGAUACUAAUUAUGAUUACGAUAUGUUUUAUGAUAAUUACCUUAUUUAAUCACAUGCUGCAAACCAUUACUGUGUUAUAUUUGUAUUAUGCUAACCAAAUGAACGAAUCAAUUGAGUAAA